Messenger RNA from Branchiostoma floridae (Florida lancelet), 2540 nucleotides. Its product is annotated as cytochrome P450 3A21-like. The coding region runs from base 281 to 1813 and encodes 510 amino acids. NCBI's taxonomy places the organism in Eukaryota, Metazoa, Chordata, Leptocardii, Amphioxiformes, Branchiostomatidae. Gene Ontology annotation, molecular function: oxidoreductase activity, acting on paired donors, with incorporation or reduction of molecular oxygen; iron ion binding; heme binding. The transcript is spliced from 14 exons. The record is from RefSeq and is a predicted model, not a curated record.
UUUUCAUGAUGAUGUCAGCAUUUUUAAGCUGACUGUUUUUCUCACACAGAAUGAGGUCAUGUUACGUCAUCAGUAAAUGGAGGGUCAGCGCUAUUUUUGUAUGUCACGUCAGCUUCCUGUUUACACAAGCCAACGUGUAUAUAACGUGGUUGGGUCAGGCAGCAUACAGUACCUUACAGACGUCUCGACAAACCCUCAACAUUCGAAGGCUCUACAUCGUCCAUAUUUUCGACUCAAACACAAGUUGUGAAGAAACCCGUAUCACCGCUUGUCAAUUGCCAUGGCCCUGGAGGCCCUCCCUAUCCCACUGACAUGGACACUUCUGCCGGUCCUGGCUGUUCUGUUCUACCUGUAUGCUGUUCGCCCGUUGUUUAUCUUUAGGAAAAUGGGAGUCCCAGGACCAACCCCUUUACCGGUUAUUGGGACUACUUACUUGACUGCGUUUUGGGGAUUUUACAACAAUAACAUUUCUGUCUCAGAUGUGGGACCAGUCAAGGGAUUCUUCAAUGGGAUGACUCCAGCUCUUGUAAUAAGUGAUGCAGAGAUGAUGAAGGAGAUUUUUGUGAAACAGUUUCACAAAUUCACCAGCCGCCAGACAGACGCACAGAUGAUCAAUGUGAAGCCCCUGAGCCGCAUGGUGUUCCAGCUACUGGACGAUGAUUGGAAGAACGUACGGACCACAAUUAGUCCGGCCUUCAGCAGCAGCAAACUCAGACAGAUGACAGGUGCCAUGAACAGCUGUGCCGAUCAGCUGGUGGAGAAUAUCAGCAGCUUCGCGACAACAAAGGAGUCUUUUGAUGUCAGGCAGUUGACCGGUGCAUUCACUAUGGAUGUCAUCGCAAGGACCAUCUUCGGUACUGAGAUUAACUCACAGCGGAAUCCGCAGGACCCGUUCGCCAUCAAUGCUAAGAAAUCAUCCAACAUCAACUUCAAUAGUCCACUAAUCUGGCUCUACUUGCUGUUUCCCGGUACCAUGAAAAGGAUUUGCGAGUUCCUCGACUACCAACUGUUCUUCCCUAGAGAGGCUACCGAUUUCUUUAAUGGAGUUAUGGACCAACUCCUGUCUAUGAGGGAGACUGAUGGAGGAAAAGGACGUGUAGACAUGCUGCAGAUAAUGAUUGAUGCUCAUAAGGAGAAGGAGGACAGCACGGACGGAGCAAAGGUUCACGGGAAGAAACAACCUCUAACUAGAGACGACGUUGUUGCAAAUGGAAUCGGCUUCUUUAACGCGGGUUACGACACUGUCUCUAUCACAUUGUCCUUCCUGUUGUACCAUCUGGCACUCGACCAGCAGAUUCAGGACAAAGUCAGGCAGGAGAUUUAUGACGUUACUGACGGCGAAUCCCAGGUUGACUACGAGGCGGUGCAGAAGAUGUCGUACCUUGAGAUGUGUGUGAUGGAGACUCUUCGCCUUUACUCCCUCGUACCCUUCCUUGUUAGGGUAGCUGCUGAAGAUGUUCAGCUGAAAGACUUGACCAUCCCAAAAGGUAUGGGGGUAUCUGUGCCCGUCGUUGCCAUCCACUAUGACCCAGCACGCUGGACAGAUCCGAGGAAGUUCAUUCCUGAACGGUUCACAAAGGCAGAGAGGGAAAAGCGCAACCCGUAUGACUGGCUGCCGUUCGAGGCGGGGCCUAGGAACUGUGUGGGGAUGAGGCUGGCUCUGAUGGAGCUGAAGGUUGGAGUGGCGAAGAUCCUGAUGAAGUACCGCGUCACUACUGGACCUGAUACGGUGGUUCCUGUGAAGCUCAGCAAAUGGCAGCAGUUCCCCACACCUGAGAAUCCCAUCCGACUAAUGGUGGAGCCUGUGGACUGAUUACAAUGAGGGGCUCGAAAUAUUUUUCUGUAUACCUGCACUGGUGCAUGUAACACUGAAAAUUAUCUGCACCAGAUAUAUUUUACCUGCACCACUCUCAAUCUAUGGAGUAUGGAUCGUACUAAAAUUGUUCAGGAACCUUUUAUUUUUCUUCCAUACUUUAUACUAAUUGUAGGUGGUAACAUUCCAUGCAGCUAAUAAAAAUCCACAUACACCUACGUCAUGUGACAUUGAUGUAUAAAACCCAGUACAUGGACCAGUGCAGGUUAGGUACACGUAGACACCAGAAAUACCUGCACAGCUCCAAUUUUACCUGCACUAACCUGCAUAUGCAGGUAGUAUUUCAAGCCCUGCCAUGUCUUCUUUAUCAUAUAGAAUGCCUUGGAAAGUAGUCCUAUUAAGUUGUAAAAAAACCCAAUGUUCAUCCAAAAAGAAUUAAUAGAUUAAGUGGAUAGAUAAUCAAUGGAAUUGUAUCAACUUGCGAAAUUUUACCAGAGAGAUAUCGAUGAUGAAGAAAGUGAAUUAUCUACAUUAAAACAUAAUUCUUAAUUGUUAUUCUGAGCUUUCUUGAAUGUCUGACGAAUUCGGUUGAAAUUAAUACACAGAAUAGAUAUCUAAAUGUAGCGAUAGACAAAUACGAAUUAGCAAAUGAAUGAAUGGACGAUGGUAGGAUGAGAUUUAAAGAAAGGAGGGAAGAAAACAAUAAACAAUAACGUACCUAAUAUUU